CUCCCGGCAGCCCCCGCGCGGCGCGGCGCCGCUCUGGGCCGCAGUCCCGCUCUAUGGUGCUCGGUGUCGCCACGGCGACGGUCGCCGGACGAGAUGGCGUCGGCGGUGCAGGCCGGGGGGAGGCUGCGGCGGGCGGUGGAGGGAGAUGAGCUGGCGGGGUUGCCCGCCGGUCUGCGGGCCGAGCUGGAGGCGGCAGUGGCCUCUGAACGCGCCCUGGUGUCGUUCAGUCUGCUGCGGAGGCUGCACGCCGCGCUGCGGGAAGCAGAAUCUCCGCUGCAUCUGUAUGAGCUCCUAGAAGGCAGCGAGAUCUACCUGCCGGAGGUGCCGGUUCCUCCACGGAACCCCGAGCUAGUGGCCCGGCUGGAGCGGAUAAAGGCCAGGCUGGCCAACGAGGAGUACCGGCGGAUGACCCGCAACAUCACCGGCCAGGAGACGAACGGAACGUUGGCUGAAUUUGGGAGGCAAGUUCGCUCUGUUAAAGCUGUUGUCAUCACCAUAUUCAACUUCUUUGUCACCGUGGCAGCUGCCUUUGCCUGCACCUACCUGGGCAGUCAGUACGUCUUUGUGGAGACCGCACCGCGUGUCCUGUCAGCUGUCAUCGUGGCCUCGGUAGUGGGUUUGGCUGAGCUCUAUGUAAUGGUGCGGACCAUUGAAGGGGACCUAGGGAAACUAUGACCACAUAUGUCCCCCCGGACUGCAGCCCUCGUGCUGGAGGGUUUUGCCCUCCCCAGAGUUCCUUAAUUUGGGGCAGGGUUAUCUUUUACCAUCUGUCUGUACCUGAUUCUGUUACUGAGAAGAUACUGCGCUCCUCAGGCUUCGUCCUUUGCUUCCCAUUUCUUAAAGUUCCUGAAAUGAGUCAUGGAUUAAAAAUCCCUCAGCUGCAGCACAGAAGAUGGAAGGGAUGUGGACUUGGCAUCCCAGCACAGAGUGGGCAUCAGCUCCCACCAAUCCCACUCUCCUGUGAAGUUGCUGUUCUUUUUUCCUGGAAAUAAACAAUAUUGUGUUUACUACCUUC
Pogoniulus pusillus (Red-fronted tinkerbird) is the source of this 1015-nucleotide messenger RNA. It is a transcript of the gene VMA12, whose product is annotated as transmembrane protein 199. Gene Ontology annotation, cellular component: endomembrane system. The record is from RefSeq and is a predicted model, not a curated record. The transcript has 6 exons. Gene Ontology annotation, biological process: vacuolar proton-transporting V-type ATPase complex assembly. The coding region runs from base 94 to 675 and encodes 193 amino acids. Lineage: Eukaryota; Metazoa; Chordata; Aves; Piciformes; Lybiidae.